Messenger RNA from Carica papaya (papaya), 5094 nucleotides. The record is from RefSeq and is a predicted model, not a curated record. NCBI's taxonomy places the organism in Eukaryota, Viridiplantae, Streptophyta, Magnoliopsida, Brassicales, Caricaceae.
UAACUUUGAAAGAGAAAAUUGUCUUAAACAUUAGGAAAUUGUGGAAGGCAACAUGAUUAGUAAGAAAAUGAAGGGCAUCACUGCAACUUGUCGAAAAUUUCACUGAGCGGGGUUUUAACGAGGGUUUCUCAACACACAGCUAGUAGCGAAUCACUCUCCCUGUCCCUUCAUGCUUUGUUCAAGUCAACUUUCGGCUCUACACCUGUUGCAACCAUCAAAAGAUCACUCGCUGAUUCUAUUUAUUGUCAUUGCCGUUCCCAAAUGCAUCGAAGUCUCACCAUUUUUACCCGUCAGAUUCUCACAAAUUCCAGUCUUCUUCGGACAACCAAUCAUUCGCUCUACUUCGAAUCGAGCUCACUAAACCCUCGCCCAACUUGGUCUUUGUUCUUUCGUUUCCUGUCGUUUCACCCGGUGCAUCGGCAUGCACCGGAUCCUGAUGACCCGGCCACCUUAAUGAAAGAAGAUGGCGUCUCGGUUUGUUCCCAAAUGUGGAUUGAGAAUUUCCGAGAACCUGAUAGGACAGUGACUAAUUUGACAUCGUACCUUCGUAGGUUUGAGUUGUGGGUAUUGGCUUAUCAAAAAGUGUGUUGCGAUGAGAUGGGUGCCUAUGUGCCCCGUAGCGCCAUUCAGAGGUCUGCAUUAGAGGACUUGUUGGCGUUAAGAAAUGCGGUUCUUGAUAGUAGGUUUAAGUGGGGAGCCAGGUUAGAUUUCUUCAUUAAAUCGCCUAAAGAUAAGACUGAUUAUGAUUCACUGUCCAAGAGGAAAAUAAAGGCAAUUCUGACAACAACACAGCCGGCGUCUUUUCAGGACAAGGUAGUGCAAGAAGUGUUGCUUAUGAUGUUGGAGCCAAUAUAUGAGGCUAGGUUUUCGCAGAAAUCAUAUGCCUUUAGGCCGGGGAGGAAUGCGCAUACGGUGUUGAGGGUGAUUAGGAGAAAUUUUGCGGGUUAUUUGUGGUACAUAAAAGGGGAUUUAAGUGCAGUUUUGGAUGGAAUGAAGGUGGGAUUGGUGAUUGGUGCUAUGAUGAGAGAUGUGAGGGAUAAGAAAGUGAUUGAUUUGAUAAAAUCAGCCUUGGUUACACCAGUGAUAACGAGUCAGAUUGAUGACGGGGAAAAGAAGAAAAAGAAGAAGAGAAAGUACCAAAAGAAAAGAGUACUGGCAGAUGAUGAGCCGAAGCCUGAUCCAUAUUGGUUAGAAUCGUUUUUUGGAUUUGCUCCUGAAGAAGCAGAGAAAGUUCCUUCAUGGGGGCAUUGUGGAAUCCUUACUCCACUUUUGUUUAAUAUAUGCCUUGAUGAACUGGACCGUUGGAUUGAGGGGAAGAUUAAAGAGUUCUAUCGCCCAUCAAAAAGCGAUGUCAUAUGGAAUAGCCCAGAAGGGGAAGCAGAUCAGGGAAAUACAUCUUGGCCAGAAUUUGUGCCUACAAGUGGACCAGAUAAGACACGGAAAAUGGAUUAUGUAAGAUAUGGGGGUCAUCUUCUGAUUGGAGUUCGAGGACCUAGGAUAGAUGCUGCGACAUUAAGAAAGCAGUUGAUUGAGUUUUGUGAUCAGAAAUACAUGCUUAAGCUUGAUAAUGAAAGCCUCCCUAUUGAACACAUAACCAAAGGUAUAAUGUUCCUUGAUCAUGUAUUGUGCAGGAGAGUGGUGUAUCCAACUCUUCGGUAUACUGCAACUGGUGGAAAGAUAAUUAGUGAGAAGGGUGUGGGUACCCUUUUGUCCGUUACAGCAAGUUUGAAACAGUGCAUCAAACAGUUUAGGAAGUUGAACUUUCUCAAAGGGGAUAGGGAUCCAGAUCCACAGCCUUGUUUUAGAAUGUUUCAUGCAACUCAAGCUCACACUAAUGCACAAAUGAACAAGUUCUUGUCAACAAUGGUUGAGUGGUAUAGGUUUGCAGACAAUAGGAAGAAGAUUGUUAAUUUUUGUUCAUACAUCCUAAGGGGUUCACUUGCUAAGCUCUAUGCUGCAAAAUACAAACUCAGAUCAAGAGCAAAGGUGUAUAAGAUUGGUUCUCGAAAUCUGAGUCGUCCUUUGAAAGAGAAAAAAGGGCAGUCACCUGAAUAUCAUAAUCUUCUUAGAAUGGGUCUUGUUGAGUCAAUAGAUGGGCUUCAGUAUACCAGGAUGUCUCUUGUUCCUGAAACUGAUUACACACCUUUUCCAAGUAAUUGGAGACCUGAUCAUGAGAAGACCUUGCUUGAAUACAUAAAGCUUGAUGAUCCAAAAACACUGGAAGAGCAAAGGAGUUGCAUCAUAGAACAGGGACUUGUGUCACCUCAGGACUAUAUUUCAAUGCUUGUUUGGAACUACAAGAGGAAUGCAAUCGUGAUGGAUAAGCUUUCCCUUGUGGAGAAUGGUAGUAACAACAUUGAGAGGGAUCGACCUCUGUUGAUGGAUGCCUCUAAUGAGAACAGUGAUCAAAAGAGCAAAACAGAGGAAGAAAUUAUUGAGAGGGUUCAGUUCGCUAGAAUGUAAAAUAGUUUUUGUACUCAUCUUGAUAUUGGAAAUUUUUUCAGCAGGCUCUCUUCUGGCUAGAGAAAUGAAAUGCAGAGAGUUGUUGCUUCAGUGAGUUAGCAAUCCACUUAAUAUUGUUUGAAGAAUAGAUUAUCUUGUAUAUUAUACAGAGUUUAUCAAAUUUAAAAAAUUUGAAGAACUUGUCAGAAAGGAUGCUUUAAAAGUCGUAGCUGCUUUCCUUCUCAGUUUCUUGGUAAUUUUGUAGUUUUCCUUUGAGAUUUCAUCACAAAUUACCUUGAUGUCUUCUCAGAAUUCACUGAUCAUUUCGAGUUUUAAAGUUAGAGUGCUCUCUUUGUCUCUGUCUGACACUGGCGCUUUCCCAGGUUCUGAUUUAUGAAGGUCAGGCACUAUUCCUUCUUCCUUCAUAUAGAAAGUUGUUUCUCUAGUUGACAUAGUUUAAAAAUGUGGUUUGAAUUUAUAACAUGUAUGGUUCAAUGCCAUUUCAACUAAUUGAAAAAUGAAAUGGUAUAUUUAAGUUUUAGACUAAUCUUAGGAUCAAUUAAAUUCAAUAUCAGUAGAUCUUUUUGUGACAAUUUUUAGUAGAUGUACUUUAACAACUAGUCACUUACAUAUUACCGUUCCAUUGAAUUUUAACAAAAUUCAUAGCUAUGGAAUUAGAAAUAUGACUACAUGACUAAAGCUGAUUUAUUUUUGCAUCAAAAAUAUAAAUUAUAACUAAUCUCUAUAUGUUAUAAAAAUUCAAUGGAAAUAAAAUAUAUUUGAAGUAAACACAACAUUAGCUUAAAGAGGAUAACUUUAAAAAACCACCUCUUUGAAGUAUAUUGAACCACAAUCAAUACUGGUUUAAUCAAAUUCAAUCUUCUUAGAUUUAGUUUUGUCUAGGAAUUAUUUCUGGUAUAAGGAAUUGAUAUCUAUAAUAUGUGAGAUGACUACAAAGCUAGACAUUACAGCUUAAAUAUGACGUAUCGAACUUACCUUGUUGCGGAUGUUUAUGAGAGACUUGUCAAGAAGGGGAAGAAACCAGGUUUCUUCCAGUUGUAGGUGACACAGGCCAUCAGCGGUAUGUGGCAUGUGAGUAUGAUUUUAUCCCUUUUCGUUCUUGAACAUGGUGUUUUCACUCUUGCUUUAUUGUAUUUGAUAUUCAACUCGUAGUUGUCCCUGCACUUCGUGUAUUGUUGAAAUGAAAAUUUAUUUCGUGAACUUCCAUUUCAAUGUGUUUUUGUCUUGACAAGUUAGUCAUUAAUAUGGUCCUAUUUCAAUAGAGUUCAUAGUGCUCAUCCUAACAUUUGAUCAAUGGAUUGAUCCAUAAAUGUUUUACAAGUUUUGUUCUGGGCUUGCGUUUGCUGAAUAGGUCUUUGUAUUGCUAGUUAAUGAUUUUUAUCUUUUCCAGGAAAUGGUUUUGUUUUGUUUUUGCUGUUAUUCUCUCUCUCUCUCUCUCUCUCUCUCUCCUUUUUUUUUUUUUCAGAGCAGCCGGUGUUUCCAUUUUAUAUAAUUUUUUCUUAUGCUUCUAUGGUGAUCUAACAUCCUUGUGAAUUCUAAUCGCUUCUGCGAAAACCAGGAAUUCGAUCUGUGAAUGGGUUUGAAUAUAAUACGAGUCACUUUGUAUCAUGUUUAGUUUUUUUUUUUUUAAUGUGAUUUAAUAUAUUUAAUUUAUAUAGUGAAUAAGCACAUCCAGGGUCAAAUUUUAGUUACUAUAGAAUGUAUGAAAUGAGAAUAACAAGUAAUGAAAAAAAUUAAUGAUUUGUUACAAGAACCAAAUUACUCUCAAUCCUCCUCUCUUCAACCUCCUACCAAUUGACCCUUAGUUUUCUGUUGCUAGUCAGCUCUAUAUGUUGUUCACAGUUUUGGCAUCUAACACUGAAAUGAUCCAUUGCAAGCAGGUCAUGUCCUGAUUGGUACUUAUUUUUUCAUAUGUACUAUCAUUCUGAUACCAACAAUAUUUUUUCAUAUGUACUAUCAUUCUGAUACCAACAAUCAAAUGUCACUCCAAUAUUUUACAAAAAAGGUUGUUUUUCUGCUUAUUGACAAAUGAUUGUUUUAUUUACUUAAUUAAAUUCUUAGGACUUUUGUCAAUAUAAUUUGAUAUUUUUUAUCGUCUCUCCAAUUUAUAGGGGCUAUAUCCUGGCUAUAUCAUAUUCUUCGUUCAGUCAGCAUUGAUGAUUUUGCUGGCUCAAGAGAUGGCAGCAAGCUACAAGUAUGGCGCUUUUUGAGAAGUUGCUGGUCCUCAUUAACUCUGCCUACACAGUUUUGGUUCUAAACUAUUCCUGUGCUGGUUUUAUGUAACUUUCUUUUGUUUCUCUCCCUCUUGCUCAUCAACUUUUAAGCACUUACUGCUCGUUUGAUUUCUUCUAUUAUCUUCCUGAACUUGAAGCUCAAAAUUUUUGGAGCGUAUAACGCUUUUGUCCUGUUAUGAAACAGGUAUUAAGCAUGCAUGAAACGCUUGCCUCGUACAGGAGUAUCCAUUAUAUAGGAACUAUUAUUCCCAUUGUUUUGAUUAUGCUUGGUUAUGUAGUCUCUGCAAAGCUUUUCCGUCCAAAGUACGGAAGGAAUGGUGAGAGCUUGGAACAGCAGAAUCUGCAUUUUGUUCCUUUCUUUUAUGGUGAUUGUAAUGAUAUUUGGGAAUAAUGGUUC